Marchantia polymorpha subsp. ruderalis is the source of this 5332-nucleotide messenger RNA. The record is from the annotation of a GenBank genome assembly. Lineage: Eukaryota; Viridiplantae; Streptophyta; Marchantiopsida; Marchantiales; Marchantiaceae.
CGAGCGCCUGAUGAUUUGGGUCGCCAUCGCCAUCGCCAUCGCGAUCGACUGCUGGCCGAUCGGAUCGAUAGAUUGUCGCUGAGCCGCAUUCUGUCGAGUGAAUUAAUUCUCUCGACCUCCUUUCGGCCGAGCAGGUGUCGUGGUGACGGGCGAGAAGAUCGCGCUCUGUGAGAAUCUCGAUCGCGCGAGACAGAGAAUCGGUGUCGAUGGAAUUGUUGUGUCUUGCGUGCAAUUCUUCAUCGAUCUGUCGUUGCGAGUAGAAGAAAUUCCUUCUCCAUCUUGAAGCACUGUCCCCAGGCCUCUGUGGCGAACGACCUUCUCGCACGGAUAUGAAGAAGAGGCGACUGAAUUCUCACUGUGAAGUGAUAGAGCUUAGGGUGUAUCGAUCGAACUUGUUGUGUUCUUCUGUCGCGGGCGAGAAUUUCAUUUCAUCCUAUUGCCAUUGCGGAGAUGGGCUUUCGGCGCUGAAGUUUCGCGUUGCAUGGUAGGCAUGAAGAACCAGGAAAGAAGUUCUUUGUGACUCGUGAGAAAUUCAUGCGAGAGACGACGAUCAAAUCUCAGCGUCCUGUCCAAUGACGGAGGCUGAGUGUCAGGCCGUGAGCAUGAGCAGCGGUUUCACCUUUCAAUCCGGUCGAUUGUAUGUGAAACACUAUGCGAGGAAUCCUUAUGCUGGGAACGAUGAGGAAGAGUGGCUCUUUCAAGAUACAGGGAUGGUGAAUCUGCCUCCUGCGUCGAUCCCGCCCGUGCCCGGCCGUAGUUCCGCUCAGGAUUCCGAACAGGGGGCAUCGACGGCAGCAGCCGAGAGGUCAAGAAGCUCUGGGUCCCCGCGGGAGAUGUGUGUAUUGGAUGAGGAUGAUCAAAUCCUGGAGAUAAAAUCCGCCAAAUUCUAUCGAUGGUCGCUUCUCAGGGACUUGUUUUUCCUGCUCGGUUGUAUUGCCACCGGGGGAAUCGCUGUUAUCGUCUGUUCGACUUGGCCUCGAGUUUACGCCAAAGCACGAUUCGUAGAAGUGUCGCAAUGUGAUGAGGCCGCAGAGCGUGUGCUCGUGGAAAGCAUGGAUGGAACCUUGACACUUGCCCACAUUCAAUGGAUCUUUACCGAGGACGAUGAGAACUUCUGGAGAUCUGCUGGCCGGGCUCUAUUCUCAUCUGACGAGUCGAUCACGAACAGGCCUCGAAUGUUCAUAUGGCGUGAAGAACGCUUCUGGUAUAAUAAUCAAACUGGCAGCUGGACACGCAGAGGUUUUAAUACGGAUGUGACGUACGCUGAACUGCACUCCGUUGCAAGCAACUGUGCCUUGAAAGAGAUUGGCCAUGAUCCGGAAGAAAAUAAGAAGUCCGAUUCUAGAGAAAGGCGAAGUCUCGUUUAUGGCCCUAAUCAACUUAGUGUGAAUGUGCCCGGAUUCUGGCAACUACUUUUGUUGGAGAUUUUCAGACCCUUCUUUUUAUUUCAGGUUUUCUCAAUCAUCUUUUGGAUCUGCUCAUCCUAUCAAAUAUACGCAUAUGUCAUCUUAAGCCUUACAGUUGUCACAGUUCUGUACAACGUGGUUGAGACUCGUCAGAACUUACUCGCUGUCAAGAAGCUUGCUGCUUCUGAAUGUGAGCUGAAAAGGCUGACGCUGGUGGCAGAUGAAACAGCUGAACUCCGGUUAAGGCCUGUUUUAGUAUCCUCUUCCCAGUUAUUGCCAGGAGAUAUUGUGCAGGUUGAAGCAGGAAUGAUUUUUCCAUGUGACCUCGUGCUUCUUGUCGGACAAUGCGUUGUCAAUGAAUCGAUGCUAACUGGAGAGAGUGCUCCUGUGCCCAAAACACCGCUCCCGUUAGGGCACGCAGCGUUUGGCCAGGUCUUUCGAACACAAUCAGAACGUGAUGGCAGAUAUAAGUUACUGUCUGGAACUAAAGCUGUACAAAUUAGGGGCUCUUCGAACCCUCAUGCAUCAUUUUCUACCUUCGAAAUGGAAGGUGAUCCUCCUGCAUCGAUUUGGCAGUUCGUGUCGCCUCGAUCGACAAAUUUGGAUCCCUUGGCUAUCAAGGAGGAAGCCACUCCAGUUGCAGCUAUGGUGAUCAGUACAGCAUAUGGAACAGCUAAAGGACAGCUUGUUCGAGCUAUUCUUUUCCCUAAACCGUCCAAAUAUGACUUCGAAAGGAAGCUUUACUACUUUGUUGCGAACCUUGGCGUCUACUUGAUUCUGGUUUGCGUUGUCACGAUAUUUUGGCAAGCUGGUCGGGAGACCAAAAUUGACAUCUUCAAAAACUGCAUCAACCUUAUUACCAUUGCUGUUCCACCAGCUCUGCCCCUCGCUCUUUCGAUUGGUCUGUCAGUUUCUUUCACACGUCUGCAAACAAAGGGAAUAUACUGCAUAAAUCCAAAUCGCAUAAUCAACGCAGGACGUGUAAAUACUUUGUGUUUUGACAAAACUGGGACACUCACUGAGGAUGGUUUGAGUCUGAAAGGAGUGAUACCGGUUAACUGCGGUGGAAAUCAGACUGUACCUAGUUGUGGAACCAUGGAAGAGGACCUUCAGGCUUUAUAUCGUCAGGGUAAUCAAGCUAUGUUAUCCGCGCAAGGGGAUACUUCAGAUGAUAAAACCGCUCUCUCCUCUCUUGGACUAUUUUACACGUUGGCGGCGUGUCACAGUAUUUCCCUUUUGGAUGAAACAGCAGCUGAGGCUGACUGGAAAAAUAAUGAAGGAUCGACUGAUGAGCUUGGCGACAAAAGCCAAGGUUGGAAGAAAUGGUUGUGCAUGGGUCGGAGGAAAUCUGGGUCUGGGAGCUCCUACAGUAAACAGAGAGCUCUCCGGAAGGAGGAAGAAGAGUUGAAAUCUACCAUUCAUUUCAUUGGAGAUCCGCUGGAGAUCCAAAUGUUUUCAAAAACAGGCUGGAAUCACUUGAUCCGUCCAGAUGACCCAGUAAUACGUACAGAAGAUAUCACAGAUCCGCCUAUCAUUUGGACAAAUAUGCACCCCUCAGUUGAGACAGCAAUCAUCCCUCCUCAAGAGGUUGAUUCUCAUCAAAUCCUUGCGGUAUUGAGACGUUUCGACUUUGACUCAGAAAUUCGCUUGAUGAGCAGCAUUGUGCUUGAACUGCCGUCUUCCAAAGCAACUUUUGAGGAAUCCAGAAUCUGGGUGCUGGUGAAAGGAGCACCAGAGAGUUUGCAGGAAAUUUGUACUGCCGAAUCUUUACCUCAAGACUUCACUUCUCAGCUCCAAGAACUUACACUAAGUGGUUACCGUGUUCUUGCAUGUGCGUACCGGCUGCUUGAGUCCGUUACCUUGCAACAGGUAUUGGUCGCAAAUCGUAGCCAGAUGGAGACAAGCUUAACUUUUUGUGGUUUUAUGGCCAUGGAGAAUAAGCUGAAGGCAGAAACCUCAGGCGUUUUACUUCAGUUGGCUAAAGCUGGUCUACGAGAAGUGAUGGUGACAGGGGACAACCCUUUGACUGCAAUUUCUGUUUCCAGGCAAUGUGGCCCUUUCUUUCUGAGAUCCUCAUGCCGGACAUUCCUAAUCGAUCGUGCUGCUGAUUCGCAUUCGGUGACAUGUAAGAGUGGGUGUGUAUUGAAGGAUGUGGAUUCCGAAAGAGAGUGCGACCUUGAUACUAUCUUCCCUUCUUACUUGGAAGUUGAUGAAGUGGCUGUUAGUCCUGGGAGAGAAAGUACCUUGGGUACAAUGGCUCCUGUAAAUAUAGCUGUCACGGGACGCGCGUUUUCUGCUCUCUCGGUACAACAUGAUCAGUUGAUGGAGCAGUACAUGGAGAAAUCCGGUUCUAAGCAUUUCAAAGUCACUGAUUGCGUCACCCCGUUUCAGAUGGUCCUGACCCAAGCAAAUAUAUUCUCUCGAAUGUCACCACAGAACAAACUUGAACUUAUGCGCAGUCUACAGGAUGUAGGCUACGUUGUGUGCAUGACAGGAGAUGGAGCAAAUGACUCAGGUGCACUGAAAGCCGCUGAUGUCGGUAUCAGCAUUGCCAGCAAAGCAGUGGAGAGUACAGAUAUAAUGGCAGCUGGACCUAGUAUUGCUGCGCCGUUUUCUACAAAGCUGGCUCACAUUGGUGUUGUUCCCAUGGUUCUUGCUGAAGGCCGAUGUGCACUUGUUAAUGCGACAGUUAUGUUCAAAUACAUGUACUUUUACGCCCUCAUUCAGGCGACGUCUGUUAUGGUUCUGUACAAAUAUCAGUUAGAGUUAUUUGAGUAUCAGUAUUUAUGGGCAGAUUUAGGCCUCGUGUUUCCCAUGGUUCUAUUCAUGCCUGCCACUCAACCCCGUCAAGAGCUAUCUCGAGGAAAGCCCGAGAGUAACUUGCUGGCGCUGCCGAUUUUGAUAAGUGUGUAUGGGCAGAGUUUCUUCAUCAUGUUAUUUCAGGCAAUGGCGCAAGUGUAUCUACAGCAUCAGAGCUGGUAUGAGAAUCCAAACGAUCAUGCUCAUGGUACUCAUACAGCAAACGAACCAAAUUACACUUCAGAUCACAAUCAAAACAGCACCGUGUCAUUCCUCUUCUCCUCAUUUCAGUACAUAAGCAUGGCUAUGGCACUGAGCCAAAGUUUUGGGAUGUUCAGGUGUUCACCAUUCAGCAACAUUCCUUUAAUUGCUUCUAUGAUAUGUCUAUACGUACUCUCUUCGGUCUUCAUGUUGAAGCCGAUGCGAUUCUCUAUCAAAGCUUUUAGCCUAAUCGAUCUUUCGGAUCACACACACUUUCUGUACGGACUAUGGGUUAUGGCUAUAGGGAACUCGCUUCUCUUCAUUAUAUUUGAACGGUAUUCAGUCAAUCAUAAGUCUACAGAGCUUGACAUGGCCAAUACACAUGAUGAAGAAAUGGAGGUCGGUCACAUUGUACGCUCGCCCUCCACGUUCAACAAUCUCAUGACGGUGAUGAAGGGUGAAGGAGAAACAUGCAGCCCUUUGAAGCCUGUGGUACCAGAUUUUUUUCGGAUUGCUAAAAUUGCUAGUCCAGUUUGGUCUCGAGUUUCAAACAUAUGAUGCUCGAGGUCACCAUCAGAACAAUCUUGACCUUGUAUUGAGUGUUCAGUAAGGUUCAUCAACCUCAAUUGCCAACGAUCUACAUAGUAUACACAAAACAAACAGAUGCGAAGCAGACAUGCGUCUAUGGUGAACUCUACAAAUUCUCAGGAUUACUUGCCAAGGCAAGAUCGCUUUGGCAAGUAAUAUUUCCGGUAGCAGAUCAUCCAGAAACCCGGCCUUCUGGUAUUUGACGAUCACUGAUAGUGCUCUUUGUUGUCCAGCAUCGACAAACUGCCACAUGUACAUCCGUGUUGAUCUUACUUCUGUACAUUACAUAAAGUCGAAAAUUUGACAAGGUCGUUGAAUCAUCACGCUGUUGGUGAUGC